This is a messenger RNA of Anolis sagrei ordinatus, 641 nucleotides long. The record is from RefSeq and is a predicted model, not a curated record. NCBI's taxonomy places the organism in Eukaryota, Metazoa, Chordata, Lepidosauria, Squamata, Anolidae.
CCUAUUUAUGUUUUUGGGUGCUCUGCUAUAUUUUAGGCUAGUUUUCCCUAACAGAAGCAAGACCCAGCGAUGAGCCAAGUGGAGCUGAUUUGGGGCGCCUUCUCCUUGAUGCUUUUGGGGGCCCUUCUGAGCAUGUGCAUGAAGUGCCAACGGGCAGAGAACAAGCGGAAGGCAAGCUUGGAUGUUCAGAGGAAUCCAUGCGCUGCAGCAGACUACACAACCCCAGAUGUGAGGGAGAGGCUCUCUUCACAUUCUCAGAGGCAAUCUUGCUCUCUGAGACCCAAAGACCAGUCGGGAUUCGAGGUGGAGCACUGCUGCUCCAGGAUGCAAAUGGAGCAAGACCCUGCUUACAUCGAGCCACUUCCUGCCGCUCAUUAUUACAACUGCAGAAAAUUCUUAAGUGCUUCAAGUGACGAUGAUAACCACUCCUAUCAAAACGUGGUCGGGCCGUUCGGAAGCAACGCAUCUGUCUUGGUCAACGCAGACGUCUACGAGAACAGCACUGUCGUCCAGUUAUGGAAGUACGCUCAGGCCGCAGGCAAGUGUCACUUUGCAAAGUCUGGUGCAAAACACCGUUGUGAGGCUUUAAGCGUGCAUCUACACUGUGGAAUUAAUGCAGUUUGACACCACUGUCGCCGCCA